AUGAAGAGGUGUAUAAGCAGGGUCCUUGCACCUUCAGGGCGCUUAUAUUCGACCCUUAAAUCUACAACAACCCCCACCUCCAUCCAUCCGCCGAACCCAAACAAGCGCGGCCUACAAGACCUGACGAUUUCAGAUCUCUGUUAUUACUGGGAUACCAAACCACCUACUUCAGAGCAGCUUGCCUUUGCAGACAACUUAUUCGUACCCUCGCGUCACUCCCCUUUGAAACUAUGGUCCGCGGCCAAGUUUCGCACAACUCCGAUAACUUCAAUCGAGCCAGAAGUCGCAUUUCUCGGCCGUUCCAAUGUCGGCAAGAGCUCGUUACUGAACGCUAUCAUGGGUCAGGAGAUCUGUUGGACAUCCUCAAAACCUGGCCGGACAAGAGAGAUGAACGCAUUUGGUAUUGGAGGCACGAAAGGUGGUGAACACAAAGUGGUGCUUUUGGAUAUGCCCGGAUAUGGAAAAGCUAGUCGAGCAGAAUGGGGAAUGGAGAUUAUGAAAUAUCUCCAAGGACGUAAGCAACUCCGGCGUGCCUUCAUCCUCAUCGACAGCGAACACGGAAUCAAAAAGAACGACGCCGAGAUCCUCCAGCUCUUCCGACACUACGCUAUCCCACAUCAAAUAAUCCUUUCGAAAGUCGAUAAAGUCCUUGCCAAAACAAAGAAGCAGGUCAAGUCUGGCGCUUCGGCUGUGAGCGUACAGCGGCUUCAGAAAAUGCUGGAAGAAAUGCGGCCACAGGUCCAACCUGACGUGCGCGUUUCAGAAGGGCCUGGUGCUUUGGGCGAGCUGGUCACCUGCAGUGCAGACAUUUCUAUUGGCGGUGGCCAGUUUCUAGGUGUUAACGCUGUGCGUUGGGCAAUCCUGUCCGCAGCGGGUAUUGAUGGGAGCUUACAAGGCGGGCAGCCGGUUCCUAAACCCCCUGUGGCAACACCUGAAACGCCUUGA
Penicillium pulvis is the source of this 945-nucleotide messenger RNA. RefSeq names its product translation initiation/elongation factor MRX8. The transcript is spliced from 2 exons. NCBI's taxonomy places the organism in Eukaryota, Fungi, Ascomycota, Eurotiomycetes, Eurotiales, Aspergillaceae. The record is from RefSeq and is a predicted model, not a curated record. Gene Ontology annotation, molecular function: GTP binding. Gene Ontology annotation, cellular component: mitochondrion. Bases 1 to 945 code for a protein of 314 amino acids.